Porites lobata is the source of this 1614-nucleotide messenger RNA. The record is from the annotation of a GenBank genome assembly. NCBI's taxonomy places the organism in Eukaryota, Metazoa, Cnidaria, Anthozoa, Scleractinia, Poritidae.
AUGCGGAUACGUUUUCCAGAGUCAAAGACAAGGGUACAUCCAAAGGAUAUGGCUUCGAACAGCUUAUCGAGUGUGGACUUAAUUAUGACACAAUAUAUAACGAACAAAAAUGGAAUAACAACGGCACACUUAGUGGAAAACUCAAUAGGGUUGCUUACAGGCGACGAAGAAUGCGAUGAUCUCUUUAGUGACCUUAUCGAUCCUGUUAUCUGUGAGGUUCUUAAUAUUGACCAGAUAAAUAGUUUAAGAUUAGAAAUAAACUUGAACUGGAAGGAAAUUCAAGGUGGAAAGUUUUACGGCGAUAAGGUGCUCUCCUGUGGCCAUGGACUGAGCACUAGUCGAAAUAUAAAAGGAUUCAGUAUGAUUCCCGGACGUUCAACAGCAGAGUUAUUUGAUGCUAGUCACUUAAUAGUGGAAAGUUUAACUUCUGUUAAUAGUAAGAAUUUAAUUCUAUGUUACAUUGAGCUACAGAAUGGCUCCAUCAUCUCCCUCCCCGUACAACCGAGGCAUUUAAGUCGGGUAUUUCUAGGAUCUGAGUACCUAGGGUGGGGUACGUAAUUGUCACCAAAGGUCUGCCCGAAGCUGAAGUUUUUGUCCUAACGUAGGAAUUUCACAUUUUCUUCUUUUUUCAGAAAAGCAUCAUAUACAGUAAAAACUCGCGUGUAAGAACUUAUAUAUCUUAAGUGCUUGAAUUUCCAACAUCCCUUGGAGUCGCAUACUCCCCAAAAGAAGUGUCUGAAAAACUUAACUAUCUAAAUCUAGUGUAAGUUCUUUGACAGACAAGUUUUAACGCUGCUACCUCUCGUCAUCACAGCAAUACAGCAAGCUUACCUUGGAUGCCUUUGCCGGCUUCAACCCAAGGCUCCUUACAACCACAACUAUCACGUGACUAGCCUAGAGGGCGCUUUAUUUGGAUCACUUCAGACCAACAGUGCCGCAUUUUUGUAAAUUACUUUGAUCAUUUGAAACUUAAUGUUACGCAACCAGGAGGCAACAUCAUUAAAGCAUUUAGAAGAUACAGCGAGUUGUUGCCGGGAGAGCGUGCAUGGAAGAAAGUUUGAAACAGACAGGACAAAGGUUUGCGUGGACUUCAAAAUACGGAUUUUUGUCGUGUUCACCGGAAAAUAUUGGCACGGGUCUUGAAGUACAGGUGAAGGUUCGAUUACCAAAGCUGAUCAAGGUACAAAAUGCUGGGUGAUGAUACAAGUGUGAUUUCUCCUUACUGAAAAAAACCUUAAUUUUUGUCAAUUUUCCGUCUGGUAGCCUGCGUAGCUAACUAGCAGUAUUUUUUAUGUGUUCUUCUGUCGUGUUUCAUGAAGUGAGGUUUGGCGGUAAAAAUGAUGAGCUGCACCCCUUCCCCAGCCCCUUCUCUGGAUCCGCUACUGUAACUAUAGUAGCGUUAAGCUGAGCGCGAGGUUAGCUGGUAGCCUUUCUUUGGCGGCCAUCUUUUACACGCUUUUUUAAUAUCUUUAUAAUUAUUCCCCCUCCCAGUCUAACAUUUGAAAACGCCAACAGUUCUGUGUUCUUUCUUGCCAUGUCCAGGAUCCUAGAUUUAAACGCAUUAUACAUGUCCUGCCAGUGAAAAGUGAACAUGGAGGUAAGAGAUUUGAAUAG